GGACGGGGUGAAAUGGCAGCCUCUUCCUCAUCCUCCUCAGCUGGCGGAGUCAGCGGCAGCUCUGUAACAGGAUCAGGGUUCAGUGUUUCAGACCUGGCACCGCCCCGAAAAGCCCUCUUCACUUACCCCAAAGGAGCCGGAGAGAUGCUGGAAGAUGGCUCUGAAAGAUUCCUCUGUGAAUCUGUCUUCAGCUAUCAGGUUGCAUCUACAUUAAAGCAAGUGAAACACGAUCAACAAGUCGCACGGAUGGAAAAACUAGCCGGUUUGGUGGAGGAGCUGGAGGCAGAUGAGUGGAGGGACCAACCCAUAGGAAGAGAGUGGAGAAAAAAGCCAAUAGAGCAGCUCCUGGGAUUCACUCCCUCCUCGGGCUGA
Messenger RNA from Nestor notabilis (Kea), 372 nucleotides. RefSeq names its product anaphase promoting complex subunit 16 (gene ANAPC16). Gene Ontology annotation, cellular component: kinetochore; anaphase-promoting complex; cytosol. The record is from RefSeq and is a predicted model, not a curated record. Gene Ontology annotation, biological process: protein ubiquitination. Lineage: Eukaryota; Metazoa; Chordata; Aves; Psittaciformes; Psittacidae.